Sphenostylis stenocarpa is the source of this 156-nucleotide messenger RNA. The record is from the annotation of a GenBank genome assembly. NCBI's taxonomy places the organism in Eukaryota, Viridiplantae, Streptophyta, Magnoliopsida, Fabales, Fabaceae.
GGCCAGAAUACAAAAUGUUCGCCCAACCCUACAGAUGUUCUGCAUGUGGAUGUGGAGAAGAAAAAUCAAAAUGGAAUAUACUCUAAAGAAGAAAAAAAAAUGGUUGAUCGAGUUGGUGAGGGUGACAUUAAUUAUGGCUUAGAAUACUUUAGUUAG